Molecule: messenger RNA, 672 nt
Organism: Arabis nemorensis
Lineage: Eukaryota; Viridiplantae; Streptophyta; Magnoliopsida; Brassicales; Brassicaceae
Source: the annotation of a GenBank genome assembly
AUGGGGUCUCCAAUGGCCUCUUUGGUAGCAACUUUGCUUGUCUUAACAAUCUCUCUCACUUUUGUGUCUCAAUCAACUGCUAACUACUUCUAUUCUGCUCCUCCACCACCGGUUAAGCACUACCAAUACAAAUCCCCACCACCGCCGGUUAAGCACUACUCUCCUCCCCCGGUUUACCACUCCCCACCACCACCAAAGAAGCACUACGAAUACAAAUCCCCUCCUCCUCCGAAACACUACGUCUACAAAUCUCCACCACCACCGGUUAAACACUAUUCUCCCCAUCCAGUUUACCAUUCCCCACCCCCACCUAAAAAACACGACGUCUACAAAUCUCCUCCUCCUCCGGUUAAGCACUAUUCUCCCCCUCCAGUUUACCAUUCCCCACCCCCACCAAAGAAGCAUUACGUCUACAAAUCUCCACCACCACCAGUGAAACACUACUCUCCUCCUCCAGUUUACCAUUCCCCACCACCACCAAAGAAGCACUACGUAUACAAAUCCCCUCCUCCUCCGGUUAAACACUAUUCUCCUCCUCCGGUUUACCAUUCCCCACCACCACCAAAGGAAAAGUACGUAUAUAAAUCACCUCCUCCCCCUCCAGUCCACCACUACUCUCCUCCACACCAUCCUUACCUCUACAAAUCUCCUCCUCCUCCGUACCACUAUUAG